Diprion similis is the source of this 2535-nucleotide messenger RNA. RefSeq names its product mediator of RNA polymerase II transcription subunit 15-like. The coding region runs from base 698 to 1978 and encodes 426 amino acids. Lineage: Eukaryota; Metazoa; Arthropoda; Insecta; Hymenoptera; Diprionidae. The record is from RefSeq and is a predicted model, not a curated record. Gene Ontology annotation, cellular component: cytoplasm; nucleolus. Gene Ontology annotation, biological process: RNA processing; adenosine to inosine editing. Gene Ontology annotation, molecular function: double-stranded RNA adenosine deaminase activity; double-stranded RNA binding; tRNA-specific adenosine deaminase activity. The transcript is spliced from 5 exons.
AAGGGCACAGUCGGGAAAUCUACAUUCUGGACAAGGAUUCCAGAAUUCAACGGCCCUAGUAGCUAUACAACAAUACCGAGGAGGUGCGCCCCGCCAGGGGCAGGAUCGCCAGUUGCCCUCAUAGCAUAAUGCAUCCUGAGCCAUUUCCUUAUUGAUUCGUUCUAAACUCAUGUUCUGAACAUCUUGGCGAUACAUGGUUUUUUGCAUCUGUUCUAUUCCAUUGGGUGAUGCUACUGACAAGAUAUAAAAUCAUAAGCAUAGAAUGAGAACAUGUUUUUACAUUGUACUCGAUUCGAGUUUACCACCACAAAUUUUACAAACUACUCGCUGUUCUGAUAUUAUGAAAUUCUUCAUUCUUAUUCAGACAGGACCAAAUGCAAUUUUUAAUUGGGUAAAAAUUAUCAGAGAUAAUUUGUUUUGUAAGAAAGUGCAAAAAUUUGUGUAUCUCUUGAUGAAUUACAUUGAUGUUGUUUUCCAAUAGCUGGUCAUGGUUUAGUUAUGAAUUGAGAAACGUCUAGCACUGUUUAAAGGAAUAUCGGCAGGUGUAAGCUAUAGGGGUAGCGUCAGAUUACGUUUGAAUACGUGUGCGACGUCGGGCCCUGGUGGGGUAGCACAACCGCAGAGGUUCCUUGUGUAGUGGCGAGACCCACCCUAUGAUUUACAGUAUUCGCAACAAGGGAAUUUUCAACCGUCUCAAAUGUCGGGACAGAAUCAGCAGGGAACUUACAAGAAUAAUCCGGUGCAAAACUCGUCGCAGUUUAAACUUGCAAAUCCAGUACAUCAACAACAGCAACAGCAACAGCAGCAGCAGCAGCAACAACCAGCCAGAACAACGCAGGCCUCUCAGCCUCCAAAGACACAGCCAAUUACUCAGGCAUCACCUCAGCAGCAGCAGCAGCAGCAGCCUGCCACUCCGCAAACUCCACGUCUGAAGCCAAUCCUGAAACAACCAUCGUCCACUCCACCAGCAGUUACGAGUGCUCCUGUUAUCGCUAGCAGUGUACCUGCUGCACCAACGCCUGUAACUCAGGCGCCACCUCCGCCACCUGCUAAUAACAAUGAGAUUAAUACCGAGGAUACUAAAGAAAGUAUGGAUAUCGACAAUCCGGAACAACCGAAAUGGAAACGUGGACGGGUAUCCGGAUAUAAGGUAAAUAAGAAGCUGAAGCGGCUUAGGAUGAAUCAACGACUGAGGAAGGCUCUACAGCCUAAAAAUGCAAUUAUGGUAUUGAAUGAAAUGAAGACUGGAGUACAAUUCACUUUUCCGGAGUCACAAGCAGCCAUGCCAAAUUCACUAUUCGUAGUGCAUGCCGAGAUUGACGGGAAGACUUAUGUUGGCCAAGGAUUGUCCAAGCCACUUGCCCGACAGAAUGCUGCUGAGAAUGCAUUGAAGUGUUUGCUCCUUGAGAAAAUGACAACAGCCACAAGUAAGGCACGAAUUGAUGCAGAGUCGGACGGGCAACCGAUACAACCAGAAUCAGUUCAACAGAUUCCACCUGUCACAGAGGAAGGCAACGAAAUGGCAAUUAGCCCUCCGGAAACAGCUACUGAAGAACAAGACGAAGUUCCCUGGAGUUCUUUGGCUAGUUUUGCUCUAUACAAGCUUUUUUUGGAGUGGCAAAAUCAGGGCACUGUAGUCCCUGUACCAAGACCAGGUGUCUCUGCUGGGCGUGGUAAGAAGGAGCCAAAGGCUCCGGUUCAAAAAGAUUUACCAGUCAACGCGAUCAACAUUCACCCUGUCAUGUUGCUCAAUCAAAUGAAGCCUGGCUUGACAUAUGUGGAAGUUAAUCGUACCGGAAACCCACCAAACACAAUGUUUACUUUGGCUGUGGAAAUUGAUGGAAUUGAGUAUCCUGGUUCUGCCAAGAAUAAAAAGGAUGCUAAGAAAAUGGCGGCUAAAACAGCUUUGUCAGCGCUUUACGGUUUGAUAUAUCCUGAAGAAACAAAGAUGGAUCAUACAGAAGACAUGAUGUGUUGAAUUCUUUUACAAACAUCUUGUUGAGGUGAUUCGAUUUUCCAUUUUACACUUGACUCUCUUUUUCUUUUGCUUGGCAUCGACGUUUAUGUAGAUUGUAGAACAACUCUGUGUUCAUUUGACACCAGAGAUUGUUCAAAACGUGAGUAGUACAAAGGCAUUUAUGUUAAUACCAAAUCAUCCGUUAAAUUGAUCCACUUUUAUUCUGUUUAUUUGCUAUUUUAUUAGCAAGUACUCUACUUUUAUUGCGUUACUUUAAAUUUUAACACAAGAAAGUAUUGAAAUUAGGUACGUAUUUUAUCGAAUACGAUAAUAUUACAUACGAUAUAUAAUAAUUAAUAGCUUAAGGACACCUAAUUCUUGCGAUGUUCAGCAUAGAAUAUUAUCAUUGUGCCGAAACCUGCUUUUACUUUUCUCACAUCAUUUUCUUUUGGAAAAACUUAUUUCACUCAUUUUUACCGCUCAUUGACAAAGAUAAUGUAUUGAAAUGUAAUUCAUUAUACUAUUAAUUACUGUUGACUGUAAAUCACAUAUUAAUGCCAAAUACAACUUACAACAAU